This is a messenger RNA of Aptenodytes forsteri (emperor penguin), 3753 nucleotides long. Its product is annotated as zinc finger protein 594. The coding region runs from base 1 to 3753 and encodes 1250 amino acids. The transcript is spliced from 5 exons. NCBI's taxonomy places the organism in Eukaryota, Metazoa, Chordata, Aves, Sphenisciformes, Spheniscidae. Gene Ontology annotation, molecular function: DNA-binding transcription factor activity, RNA polymerase II-specific; RNA polymerase II cis-regulatory region sequence-specific DNA binding. The record is from RefSeq and is a predicted model, not a curated record. Gene Ontology annotation, biological process: regulation of transcription by RNA polymerase II.
AUGACGCUGCGUCACGGCUGUGAGGCCCAAGGGGAUCGAUCCGCCGCGUCGGCGCGGACUUUUUGGAACCGGGAUGGGAGACCCGGCGGUGGAACGCGUCGGGAGCGGGAGGCCAAAGCUCCUCCGUCCGGAGAAAUCGGCUACGGGCGACUGGGAGGCUUCCCCGCGUAUAACCCCGACCUGCUCGCUCGGCUGGAGCAAGGGGAGGAGGUUUGGAUCCCCGACAUCCGGAGCUCGGAGGAGGAGGAGGAGGAAGAGGAGCAACUGGCGAGACCCCUCCUGAGGCUGCGGACGAGGAAAAGGAAACGGUGGAGAAGCUGCCGAGGUGCCGGGAGCUCCUCCGGCUCCAACUCCUCUCGCUCGGCGGACGGCGGGGGGGCGGGGGAGACGGAGGAGGACACUUCCCAGGAGGAAGACGGAGAGCUGCGCGGUGGGUCGGCGAGGAAGCCCAAAGGUGGCAUCUCCCUGGGCUACGAGCGCCACAAGAACCACUCGGGAAGGAGACCGGCUUCUUCCAGCCACAACGGGAGAAAACCUAACGCCAAGAGCCCCUCAAGGAUACGGCUGGGGCAGCGCAAGCACGCCUGCGGCAAGUGUGGGAAAAGCUUCAGCCGUGGUUCGUCCCUCAACCGGCACCAGCGGGUCCAUCUGGGGGAGAAGCCCUUCACCUGCUCCAACUGCAGGAGAAGUUUCGCCUGCAGCUCCACCCUCAGGGACCAUCAGAAGACCCACUGCCAGGAGAAACCCUACGAAUGCCCCAGCUGCGAGAAACGCUUCGCUUCCACCAAGUCUCUCAAAAAACAUCGCAAGCUCCACCUGGAGAACGGGGCGUACCGGUGCUCCGACUGCGGGAAAAACCUCACUUCCAACUCGGCUCUUAUCAUCCACCGGAGGAUACACACCGGGGAGAGACCCUACCAGUGCCCCGACUGCGGGAAGAGCUUCAUGGCCAACAAGUCCCUCAACAAGCACCGCAAGAGCCACACGGAAGGCGCGAUCUUCGUCUGUCCGGACUGCGGGAAAAAACUCACUUCCAAGUCCACCCUCAUCAUCCACCGUCGCAUACACACGGGGGAGAGACCCUACGAGUGCCCCGACUGCGGGAAAAGCUUCAUGGCCAACAAAUCGCUCAGCAAGCAUCGCAAGACUCAUAUGGAGGAGGGGACCUAUAAGUGUCCCGAGUGCGGGGAAACCUUCCCAAAAAACUCAGCCUUCGUAGCCCAUCUCAGGACCCACAGGGGCCAGCCCCCGUAUCCGUGCUCCGACUGCGGGGAAGCCUUCUUCGAAAGCUCGUCUUUUAAGCGACACCGGAAAAAGCACUUGGUAGAGAAACCCUACCAGUGCUCCGACUGCGGGGUCGGCUUCACCGUCCACUCCGCCCUCCUCCUCCACCAGAAGAGCCACGUAGGACCCAGGCCCUACGUCUGCUCCGACUGCGGGAAAGCUUUUCGGGAGAGCACCACCCUCCGUAGGCACCAGCGUAUCCAUACGGGUGAGAAACCCUACCGGUGCUCUUACUGCGAGAAGAGCUUUCGGGCCAGCUCCACCCUCAUCAUCCACCGAAGGAUCCACACCGGGGAGAAACCUUAUAAAUGCACCAAAUGCACCAAGUGCUUCAUGUCCAGCUCUUCCCUCAUGAAGCAUCUGCGGACGCAUCUCCGAGGAAAGACAUUUAGAUGCCAAGAGUGCGGGAAGGAGUUUGGGAAGAGCUCGGACCUCAGUUCCCAUCAGAAAAGCCACAUGGCGGAAAAGCCCUACCAGUGCUCGACGUGCGAGAAGUUCUUCAAGGACAGGUCCACCCUCAUCAGGCACGAGAGAGUGCACACGGGGGAGAAGCCCUACGAGUGUCUGGAGUGCGGGAAGAGGUUCACCCGCAGCUCGGACAUCAUCGUCCAUCAGCGGACGCACACGGGGGAGAAACCCUUCGAGUGCUCCGAGUGCGGGAAGAGGUUCAGCCAACGCUCCAACCUCUUCACCCAUCGGAUCGUGCACACGGGGGAGAAACCCUUCGCUUGCCACGAGUGCGGGAAAACCUUCGCCCGGAGAUCGGAGCUCACCAUCCAUCAGCGAACGCACACCGAGGAGAAGCCCUACCAGUGCUCCCAGUGUGAAAAAUCCUUCCGGGGGAGGUACGGGCUCUUCAGGCACGAGCGGUUGCACACGGGGGAGAAACCCUACGCGUGCUCUGAGUGCGGGAAGAGCUUCGGCCAGAGCGGGGACCUCAUCACCCACCAACGCUUCCACACAGGGGAGAAGCCCUACCACUGCUCCGAGUGCGGGAAGUUCUUCUGCAAUAAAUCCAGCCUCGUUAAACACCAGAAAUGGCAUUCGGGGGAGAAGCCCUACAAGUGCCACGAGUGCGGGAAGAGCUUCGGGCAGAGCUCGGACCUCAUCGCCCACCAGCGGACCCACACCGGGGAGAAGCCCUACCCCUGCGCCGAGUGCGGGAAGAGGUUCACCAGGAAAUCCAGCCUCAUCGUCCAUCAGCGGGGACACAGAGGACGGAGAACCGAAAAGAAAUAUAUAUGCACCGAGUGCGGGAAAAGCUUCAGGCAGAGCUCAAACCUCGUUGUGCACCGAAGGACACACACCGGAGAAAAGCCUUACAAAUGCUGCGGGUGCGAGAAGUUCUUCAGCGACAGAUCUAACCUCGCGAAGCAUCGGCGGCUGCACACCGAGAAAAAGCCCUUGAGGUGCCGCGAGUGCAAGAAAAGCUUUGGGAACGACCUGGAUUUCCUCGAGCAUCAGGAGACGCACGCGGGGGACAGGGCGUUUAGAUGCUGCCAGUGUGGGAAAAGGUUCGGGCAGAGCGGGAAGCUCGCUCUGCACCAGGAAUUGCACGCCAGGGAAAAGGUCUACAAGUGCCCCAGGUGCGAGAAACGGUUCAAAGCCCGGUCGACCCUCAUCAGGCACGAGAUGCUGCACACGGGGGAGAAGCCCUACGAGUGCCACGAGUGCGAGAAGAGGUUCACCCGCAAAUCGGACCUUACGGUCCAUCAGAGAAUCCACACCGGGGAGAAACCCUUCGCUUGCUCCGAGUGCGGGAAGAGCUUCAACCAUCGGUCGAACCUUUUUACCCAUCAGAGGAGGCACGCGGGCGAGAAGCCUUUCCCGUGCCAAGAGUGCGGGAAAAACUUUGGCCACAGGGCAGACCUGGCUGUCCACCAGCGGACCCACACCGGCGAAAAGCCCUACCGCUGCUCCGAGUGUGGGAAAUGCUUCAAGGGUCGCUCCACGCUCGUGAGACACGAGAGGUUGCACACGGGGGAGAGACCGUAUCAGUGUUCCGAGUGCGGGAAAAGCUUCGGGCUGAGCGGGGACCUCGUUGCCCACCAGCGUUUCCAUACGGGGGAAAGACCCUACAAGUGCCCCGAGUGCGGGAAGGUCUUCAGCAACAGCUCCAGCCUCGUCAGGCAUCAACGACAGCACGCGGGAGAGAAGCCCUACAGGUGCCACGAGUGCGGGAAGAGCUUCGGGCAGAGCACGGACCUCAUCGCGCAUCGGCGAACCCACACCGGGGAGAAGCCCUACCUGUGCCCGGCGUGCGGGAAGCGGUUCGGUAGGAAAUCCAACCUUGCGGUGCACCAGCGAGUGCACGGAGCGGAUGGACUCUGCAAACGCCGGCAGGGUGGGAAAAGCUUCCAGGAGAACUCGGCUCUUGCAAUCCAUCACGACGUCUUGACGGAGGAGAACGCGGCCCCGUGCUCAGCCCCGCUGAGCAUCAGCGGUGACGCGGGGAAGAAAAAGGAUUAA